UCUAUCAACUUCGCCGCUGUAAUGUCCAAAUUUCCCCAUUGUGGGACGAAUAAAGGUAUAUCUUAUCUUUUCGUGUCUCCCCGUGUGUGGGUCGAACACAGGUUGGACGGACAGCGCGAGUCCCCCAGCUCGACAGGGGGCAGCAGAGAUGCACAGAGCGCAUGAACAACGCAAAAUGCACACGAGCUAAAUGACGUCACUGUUUCAAGGGGGGUUGGGUGUAGGUGUAAACAAGGAGAUAAAGACGAGACCCCGGUGCUUGUGCCUUCUCAGAGUAGACGGCGGACAAGGCGACGGUGGCUCGCGUUACACUAGCUGAAGGCUCGGUCAUCACAUCUGCCCGAAAUGCAGUCUGUGGUUAAACAUAACUUCCAUGCGGAGAGCGAAGGAGACAUCAACAAGCUCGUCAACCUGAAGCUCACCGCGUCCUACACCUUCCUUUCUCUGGGGAUGUUUUUUGACAGGGAUGAUGUGGCCCUGCCGAAAUUCUCCAGUUUUUUCCUGGAGCGCUCCGUGAAGGAGAGGGAACAAGCGGAGAAACUGCUGGAAUAUCAAAACAUGAGAGGAGGCCGAAUUUUGCUUCAGACUGUUGCCAAACCAAGUAGAGAGGAUUGGAGAGGUGGUCUGGAUGCUAUGUCAUUUUCCCUCGACUACCAGAAGUCCCUGAACACUUGUAUCCUUGAUGUGCACCGCAGGGCUGGCAUCAACACCGACCCCCACCUGUGCGACUUCCUCGAGCAGCAUUUCCUCAGCGACAGCCACGAAACCAUCAAGAAGCUGGGCGAUUACAUUGGAAGUCUGUCCCGCCUCACUUCAUCUGAGACACACGGUCCUAUGGGAGAAUACCUCUUCGAUAAACACACACUGUAAAGUUCACAGCAACACAAGUUCCAAAAAGACAGCAUUUUUUACACUACAUUCUUGUACCUAGGGGCAAAAGAGAAGUUCAAAGUAAAAUUACCAAAAAUACCUCAGUUUUGCUUGAAAGAAAAAAAAUUCCCGUUCUCACUGACAUGGUGCUAAAUACUUCAAUUUUAGAAAGCUGUUAAAAUGAGUCACUCUUGCAUGUGUCACGCAUUCCACUCUCAGGUUUUAAUGUUACCUUCAGAGUUGUUUUGUAAAAUUGCAUACUAAUUGAAUACAAUCAAAAUGUCACUUGAAAGAUCAUGGAGACACUGAAUAAAAUUAGAUUAUGAUGA
Scophthalmus maximus (turbot) is the source of this 1199-nucleotide messenger RNA. Its product is annotated as Ferritin, lower subunit-like. Gene Ontology annotation, biological process: iron ion transport; intracellular iron ion homeostasis. The transcript has 5 exons. NCBI's taxonomy places the organism in Eukaryota, Metazoa, Chordata, Actinopteri, Pleuronectiformes, Scophthalmidae. Gene Ontology annotation, molecular function: ferric iron binding; ferrous iron binding. Gene Ontology annotation, cellular component: cytoplasm. The record is from RefSeq and is a predicted model, not a curated record. The coding region runs from base 346 to 870 and encodes 174 amino acids.